Molecule: messenger RNA, 1572 nt
Organism: Sinocyclocheilus anshuiensis
Lineage: Eukaryota; Metazoa; Chordata; Actinopteri; Cypriniformes; Cyprinidae
Product: POU domain, class 3, transcription factor 3-A-like
Exons: 2
Coding region: 42-1316 (424 amino acids)
Biological process (GO): regulation of transcription by RNA polymerase II; brain development
Cellular component (GO): nucleus
Molecular function (GO): DNA-binding transcription factor activity, RNA polymerase II-specific; RNA polymerase II cis-regulatory region sequence-specific DNA binding
Source: RefSeq, a predicted model, not a curated record
GGGGGAAUAAUAAGUAGAAUUGUUCAAAGUGGUGAGGGGGGAUGGCCACAGCGGCUUCCAAUCCUUACCUGGCCAGCAAUAGCAUUCUCUCAUCAGCCUCGAUCGUGCACUCGGAGUCCGGAGGUGGUGGCAUGCAGCCGGGAAACGGUGCCGUAACAUCGGUGUCGGGAGGUUACAGAGGAGACCCCGCGGUCAAGAUGGUGCAGAGCGACUUCAUGCAAGGAGCCAUGACGGCCAGUAACGGGGGGCACAUGCUGAGCCAUGCCCAUCAAUGGGUUACCUCACUGCCACAUGCGGCUGCCGCGGCCGCCGCCGCCGCAGCCGCUGCAGCGGCAGAAGCCGGCUCCCCUUGGUCCUCCAGCCCAGUUGGCAUGGCCGGUAGCCCACAGCAACAAGACGUGAAGAACAGUUCAAACAGAGAAGAUUUACACUCGAGCACCGCGUUGCACCACAGACCCUCGCAUUUAGGGGCUCACCAGUCGCACCAAAGCGCAUGGGGUGGCACCACAGCCUCCCACAUCCCGACCAUCACCGGAGGACAGCAGCAGUCCCAGCAGGCUCUCAUUUAUUCCCAACCGGGUGGUUUCACAGUCAACGGGAUGUUGAACCCUCCCGGGAGUUUAGUCCACCCGGGGCUGAUGCGAAGAGACUCUCCAGAAAUGGAUCACCAUCAUCACCACCACCAUCAUCAGCAGCAGCAGCACACUCACCACCACCACCACCACCAGCACCACGCGGGAGUGAACAGCCACGACUCGCACUCAGACGAGGACACGCCGACCUCCGACGACCUGGAACAGUUUGCCAAACAGUUUAACGUUUUCUCGCAGACCACCAUUUGCAGGUUCGAGGCUCUCCAGCUGAGCUUUAAAAACAUGUGCAAACUCAAGCCGCUGCUGAACAAGUGGCUAGAGGAGGCCGACUCGACCACGGGCAGUCCCACCAGCAUCGACAAAAUAGCAGCUCAAGGCAGGAAACGAAAGAAGCGCACCUCCAUCGAGGUGAGCGUGAAGGGAGCCUUGGAGAGCCAUUUUUUGAAAUGCCCCAAACCGGCAGCGCAGGAGAUAUCCUCUCUAGCGGGCAACCUCCAGUUGGAAAAGGAGGUGGUUCGGGUCUGGUUCUGCAACCGAAGGCAGAAGGAGAAGAGGAUGACGCCGCCCGGGGUCCCUCAGACGCCCGAGGACGUGUACACCCAUGCCGGCAACGGGAGUUUUGUGAUAGAUUACUUAAAAGGUGCAAGUUUGAAAGAUGAACCGGACAGCAACUACAACGUGACAUCUGCGAGCUCCUAUGGCCAGGAGAUUCUGGUGCACUGACACCGAAAUCCCGAAAUCAUAACCAGCCCAAAACCAACAUAGACUUUAUGGAUUGAAAUGACAAAAGAACUCCCAAGGACAUGGAUCAAUGCAGACAAACAUUAAAUAUUAAACAGCGGAAGAAUUUACCCCAGGACACGUAUCAAUUGUACGCACAGGAAUUAUAUUACUAAUUUUAACAAAACGGAAUUGUCUUGUCUACUAUUGGAGCAUUAUGUGCAACAAACUACACCUUUUCUAUUUCAUAGUAUUUUUG